UAGGUAUCCACUACAAUGGGAUAUUGUCUACAACGGCCAACUCUGCAACAGGGGACAGCGAUAAGACUUUCUUAAAGAAGAAUCAAUCUCCUCUUGACAUAAGAUUGCUGCCUUUGGUGCUAUUUGCUUUGGUAAAAGUAUCACUACAGUCUGCUUUGGUAUCUUUAUCCUUCUCUCUUACUUGCUAUAAUAAAUGUUAUUCUGCCCUGACGUGGUAGUACUAAAGCAAAACCACGAAUCAUCUCCUUUCCGUUUCCGCAAAACCACGAAUCGUUCUGUGUAGCAUCUUGACAUCAAAUUCCUAUUGUUUCCAAAGUCAGCCGGGUUGAAGUAUUGCGUUCAUCAUUCUGUGAUUGUAACAUACAACAUCUAUCUUGUUGUCGUCUGAUUCCUGUUGCUAGAAUCUUCUAGAAGAUAACAUCAAAGAGGUGACGAAGAAUAAUUCAUAACGAUUUCAUCUUUGUUUCUACCUGUUAAUAUUUCAGUUUUAUUACUCAAGAAAAGUUAAAAGAUGUUUGGUGGUGGCUUCGAUCAGCAGGGCUUCGGCGGGUUCAAUGGUGGUUUUGACCAAUCCGGUGGCUUCAUGGAGCAAGACAAGGGCUUUGGGAACAAAGGCGGCUUCGGAGGCGGAUUCGGUGGAGGCAAAGGAAAAGGCGGAUUCGGUGGAAAAGGCGGAAAAGGAAAGUUAUGAAACUCCGAACGUGUAUAGAUUUCUUUUGCCUAGAAGACGUUCGUUUUGGCAACGAGACGAGUGACUUUACUCAAGUCACAGCCUCGCUGGCCUUGUUCACUUUAGUAGUACUCAAGUCGUCCAUCAGCCUUGGAGUCGAGUCAUGUACACGGGGGCACUCGAUCGGAAGGAUCCCGAAACUCACCUGGUCUAGUAGAAGUCCUGUAAAUUAUACAGGAGCCCUACUAACCUCACCUUACUCUUUUGCACCUCCUCUUCUAAUAAUCGGCGGCGGCAAGGGUGGCAAAGGCGGCAAGAGCGGCAAGAAGGACCAUGCCCAGAUGAAAGAGAACAAAAAUCAGCGCGAGGUCGAAUACUUCCAGCAGCUGCAGCAUCAGAGUGCGGGCGCCCCUCCGACGAUUGAUUACUUGGACGAGAACGAAGUUUUCGUUAAGGCUUGCCGUAAUAUUAGUCUAAUUUGCCGAUGCUAACAUCAAAUCUUCGGGUUUGGCAUGUAGUUUUCAAUGGGAAAACACGCCAAAGUUCAUGAGACUUUCCAGACGAGUAAAGUAAAAAUAGGUAUCAUGCAAGAAGGUCUAAGUUUGCCGGCGUCACGGGAGAAACAGGUGUAGACUUCAGCAAUUAUGACAACCUGGAAGUCGACAUCCAGGGAGUAGGCAGAGAACAGGUCGAAGCCAUGGCCGCCGGCGCAGUUUCCUUCAACGAUAUGGCAAGAAUCCAUCAAUUUCCGGACUUUCUGUCGAUCAACCUCAGCCAACGAUGCAAGUACUAUCGAUUCACCUCCACAUUCUACUUGGCAAUUCUAUUAUUUACAAUAAUAAUUUUUUCUUAGCUUGUCUUUGAUAGACUUGCCGAACAACAAGUUCUGCUGCGCAAGAUUAAUAUUUUUAACAUAAUAUUUUCGUAUCACGAUCACCGACUACUUACACGCACACUUUCUUGCGUCCACCACAGGAGACAUCAAAUGAAUACUCUGACUUGUAUUUCAGGUACCGUGCGCCGACGCCGGUGCAGAAGUGGAUGAUUCCAGUCGGUAUGAUGGAACGCGACGCAAUGGCGUGUGCCCAAACCGGUAGCGGAAAAACGUGCGCGUUUUUGAUCCCGAUCGUUGCCAUGUUCGGAAACGAAAACCUUCGGUGCUUUGCCCUGGGUAAGAGCUGGGAAGGACCUGCUGCUCCCAGAGCUUUGAUUCUGGCGCCGACUCGCGAAUUGUGCUCUCAGACCUUCAACGAGGCACGCAAACUGUGCUUUGGGCAGAGCAUCCGCGUCAAUCAGUGCUACGGAGGCGUGGAUGCGAAACCGCAGAUCCGCGACUUUGCAAGAGGAUGCGAUAUUUAAGGCUUGUUUCCUUUUUUUGAGAAGGACGAUCAGCUUUGUUUCGUGCAUUACUAGGUAGUACCUCUGUCUCAACUUCAACAUACUUAAUUUCAAUGUACAACUUCGUACUCGUCAACAUAUUAAAUUUCAAUGUACUUCGUGCCACUACUAGAAAUACGCACCACCUCCAUUAGAAAUAUGUAUCAAUCUCAACAAGUAGAAUCACUACCACGAUGGACGAAGAUGAUCUCAUAUUCUCUUCUAACCCGGUUGCAUCGCGACUCCAGGUCGGCUCAACGACUUCGUGGACCGUGGCAUUAUCCAGAUGACCCAGUGCAUGAAGCUGGUGCUGGAUGAGGCUGAUCGCAUGCUCGAUAUGGGUUUUGAGCCGCAGAUCAAAGAAAUUGUGCAUGGUCGAGGCAUGCCUCCGAAAGAGAUGAGGUACUACUUGACCUUAAAUUUUCGCUCAUUCUUGCCUCCGAAGGAAAUGAGGUACGACUGUAUUGUAGACUGCUAAGUAAAUACAUAGUACAUAUAAGUCUCAGUACACACAUCUUGUAAUACUUAUGGCGCCUAAGAAGAUGAGCUACAACUACCUAUAAUCUCCUCAUUUGAGGAUCAGUGGACGGAUCACUCGUAUCUAUGAUAACUAGACGGCUCACCUUCUCUUGUUGUUGUUUUUAGACGUUCACUAUAAUCUUCCUUAAUAUGACAUGAUCUCCACAAGAACAUCAUCUCCUCAACAAAAAGAAACCACACUUUCAAAAAGAAAUGACACUUUCAAAAAGAAACCACACUUUCCUCUUCCUUCACGACAGACAAACGCUUCUUUUUUCGGCUACGUUCGAAUCUCAAAUUCGUAUCUUGGGGGCUCGAUACAUGAAACCAGACAAGAUCGACGUGACGAUCGGACGUGUGGGCGCAGCGGCAGAGACGGUUGAGCAGCACUUUAUCCUAAGACUUAAAGUAAACAUAAUCCACUAUGAUCUCUACUUGAUUAAGUAGUUCUUGUGCGUUUAAAGUAAUACUUGAUCACUAAGUACAGUUCUUGUGCGUUUUUCACGUACACUGUACCUGUAGAAGUUAAAGUAACCAUAAUUGUUCAUAUGAUCUCUACUUGAUUAAGUAGUUGUGCGUUUUUCACGUACACUGUACCUGUAGAAGUUAAAGUAACCAUAAUUGUUCAUAUGAUCUCUACUUGAUUAAGGAGUUGUGCGUUCUUCACGUACAUUGUACCUGUAGAAGUUAAAGUAACCAUAAUUGUUCACUAUGAUCUCUACCUGAUUAAGUAAGCAGUUGUGCGUUUUUCACGUACACUGUAGUAAGUAGUUUUUAUUACGGGAUGAGCUAGCAUGUCGCGAAAGUGGAUCAAUGACAACUCUGAGGCUAAAUGGCUCUAAGGAUCGCUGUCGAAAGCGAAGAGAAGAAGCAAGAGGAGAUGUACAACGAGAUCGCUCGCUGCGAAAACGGAACCGACAAAGUGCUCGUCUUCGUAAACACAAAGAAGAAAGCGGCCAGCAUCGUCCACACUCUCCACGAAUCAGGCGAAUGUCGUGCGACAGCCAUUCAUGGUAGAAUUUAAAUGAGACUCCUAUACAGAAGAACGCAUCAGGUGGAAUGCGAUUCGUGACCUACCCAAUAUAGGCGGCAUUAUCCACCCACUUACAAACUCCGAUAACAACUACAUCAAACUAUUCGAAAACUGAAAAUAUGCGAGUAGCUAACGGAAAUAAAAGAGUCACGACGCCGUUGUAGCAUAGCUCGGCCAUUCUAAGUAGUUACUCGCUUACUUGUACUUCAGUUUAUCGAUUAUAACCAUUUCCUUUCUACUUCUUUUUAGUAGAAACUAUCAUAACUACUUUAAUUCCCACUCCCUCUCUACUAGGUGACUUGAACCAGAACGAGCGAGAGGAUGCGUUGGCCAACUUCAAGUCUGGAAGAAAGCCAGUCCUGGUCGCAACGGAGGUCGCGGCUAGAGGUCUCGAUAUUCCGAAAGUCGCCAAGGUCAUCAACUACGACAUGCCAAAACAGAUUGAUGGAUACGUACAACUCUUGCUUGAAAUUUGAUGUUACUGACUUUCUAGGAUUUUCAUGCUACAGCCACUGUUGACCUUAUGAUCGUCCCCUUCAAGUGCCGUUAUGUAAGUAUUUGUACCUCCAUCGAGAAUGAUAUUCUUGUGAAAACCCUUAGUACAGAUGAAGAUACUAGACCCAGCCUAUUCUUGCUACACUGGAAUACUACGGUCGUUCUAGAUAUUGACUCAUCCCCUUUCAUGUUAGGGUGUAGUUGCCAGGUUCUUCUUGCCAGAAGCAAAUACAAUUAGUGUAAUGCAGAGAACAAUGAGUUUUUUUAGCUCUGCUGCAAAGGAAUAAUUCCCCCAAGAACUACACAAAGUAUCAUCUAGUACAGGUGGCUCUUCUUCAUCCAACUGUACAAAUAAAUGAACAGAUUCAUCGUAUCGGUCGUACUGGUCGCGUCGGAAACCGAGGCAUUGCUGUGAGCUUUUUCGCGACACACGGAUCUGAAGAACCGGAUUGCAACAUCGCUGCUGACUUGCUGCAGACCCUCACUGACCAAGGCCUCAACCCAGACCUGGAAGCUCCGUGGUUGCGCGAACAGAUCAGCUAUGCGCGUGACGCCGAUAAGGGCAACCGACGUGGUGGAGGCGGUGGCAAGAAGGGUGGCGGCGGCUUCGGCGGCAAAGGAAAGUUUGGCGGAUCAAACUUCGGAGGAAAGGGAGACACAUUCAGUACUACUACAAGGAGUUUGACUUCUACUUCUAGUGUUCAAAAACAUCUGGCGUUACCAAAGUAGUAAAAAGGUGAAGUAUUUAAUUUACUCACAACUGAGUGAUGUACGUUGGUUUCAUCUAAGUAAAACAACUGAGUGUAUGUUGGUUUCUAUGUUCAAAGUCCGCAUUCGCGUUCCCAACUCUUAAUCUAAAAAUACAGAACCGGCUCCGUUUCCGGGAGGCAAGGGCGGAAUCAAGGAGAACAUGGCGCCAUUCCCGAGCAACGGCAACUUCGCCCCGGGCGGUUGGUCUUGA
Molecule: messenger RNA, 5055 nt
Organism: Amoebophrya sp. A25
Lineage: Eukaryota; Dinophyceae; Syndiniales; Amoebophryaceae
Source: the annotation of a GenBank genome assembly